CAGAUUAUGGAUUUUAAAUGGCAAACAAAGGUGCACUUUUUAUUUUACAUUCUUUAUGAGCUGUCAAAAUGCUCGAACCGAAGUUAACUCGUUUCUUUCUGCGCCACGCGCUUCUCAUUUUCCUGAUUCUCAUGCUUACAGGUCGAAGUUCUGCCAUUGUUUGCUAUCAUUGCGAUUCCAUUGCCCUGCCGGAAUGUUCCCAGAACCUCGGAGAGGUGGGAGUUCUUCCCUACAAAGAAUGCCCCACCGAACUGACGUGUGCCAUGUCCAUUGUGGACUCUAUAACAUAUCGAGGUUGCGGAGCUGAAACCCCUAUUACCGGAGCCACUUACUCAAAGUCGUGCUCUUCGAACUUGUGUAAUGCCGGUGUGUAUCCCCCGGGACGCCUCAAAUGUCAUCAUUGUGCCGGAGAGGAUUGCGUGGCAGCUCCUGGUGCGAAACCCAAGCCCUGUCGCUAUCAUUUGGAAGAGGAUCAGUGCUACACCGAUGUGAUGAGUUCAACCGAAGCUUAUAGAGGUUGUGUCUCCGAGCAGAAUCACACACUGUCGAGUGCCGCCAAGCUGUGUGAAAUCAAUGGAUGCAAUGAGGAGCAGGGCGCUUGGACUCAAGUUUGCGCCUCAUGCGAUUCUGCUCUUGGCAGGGGUUGCAAAAUGGAUCUCUUUCAGGUGAACACCGGCAAGUGCAAUGUGAGCCUUUACGAGGAAUGCCGACAGGAUGUUCUAUUGGGCGAACCGGAGGACAAGUACUGCUUUAGCUUCCGGAAAUUGAGCCGCGUGGUCAGAGGUUGCUCCUCAAAAAUGCCAACUGAUCUGGAACCCUACUUGGACGAACUAGAAAAAUGCAGAGACAGUGAAAACUGCAAUGCAGGUUGCAUUACACGGCAAAAGUGUUUAUCCUGCAACUCGGUGGAUCAGGAGUCUUGCAGGACGAAUGUUACUGCCAUUACUAACAGCACUUGUGCCUCCGCCGAGGCCUCCUCUUGUUUCUCCUGUGAGUAUUCCAACUGGAGUAUCCAAAGAGGUUGUGGAGCACCACCCACAAAUCCAGAGAUCACAAAAUGCUACGAAUGCGAUGAAAAAGAUGGCUGUAAUUACAGGGAUUUCACCCGGUGCUACAAAUGCAGCACCGAUGAAGCAGGAGCAGGCUGUGCCAACUGGGAGAGACCGGGGGAAAUAUACAUCGAGGAAUGUGAGGAACCAGCCACUUCGUGCCUAGUGGUUUCUUUUACCAACGGAACCACUGCGAGAGGCUGUCAGAAAUCAGAAUUCAGCUGUACUUCAGCAAAUAUGGCCAACUGUCGUUCCUGCGAAGGCAGCUUCUGCAACAAAGGAGCCUUUCCCGAGGACCGUCUCUGGUGUCAUCAGUGCAAAGGAAACGAGGAUUGUGAAGAUAUCUCCAGAGGACAAACUGCUUUGCCCUGUCCUGUCCAAGAAAACGAACCACAGGAUCAAAAACUGGCCUGCUUGGAGUAUUUCGACACGCACAGCAUGGAGAUUGUAAGAGGAUGCCGAUCCAAUCCGGAUCUAUACUAUGAAUGCCUUUUAAGGAGUAAUCACCAAGAUAGUUGCCGCACUUGUCACACUAAAGCUUGCAAUAAUAGCCCUGGAAAGGAGUUGAGAGCCGGUUAUGAGAUAGAAACCAAGGCAAUCGCAUUGCUACAGGCCAGAAGUUUUUCAGUAUCUUUGACUUAUUUUAAAAUGGGCUACGGAAUAAUAUUGUUGUUCAGCGUUGUUUUAUCUUAUUGAUACUAUAAGUAAAUACUGGCUUUGAGA
This is a messenger RNA of Drosophila ficusphila, 1772 nucleotides long. RefSeq lists its product as uncharacterized. Bases 69 to 1745 code for a protein of 558 amino acids. Lineage: Eukaryota; Metazoa; Arthropoda; Insecta; Diptera; Drosophilidae. The transcript is spliced from 3 exons. The record is from RefSeq and is a predicted model, not a curated record.